Molecule: messenger RNA, 1115 nt
Organism: Sinocyclocheilus grahami
Lineage: Eukaryota; Metazoa; Chordata; Actinopteri; Cypriniformes; Cyprinidae
Product: OCIA domain-containing protein 1-like
Exons: 8
Coding region: 218-1039 (273 amino acids)
Cellular component (GO): endosome
Source: RefSeq, a predicted model, not a curated record
CAUUUCAUUGGUGCUUCCGGCUUAACUCCUGCACUUCCGGGUUAGUGUUGUUUGUUGUUAAGAGUUAGAGGUCAAGUAAUAAAGUGUCUCUGGACUUGUUGACUCGUAAUCCCAUGGCUACUGCAAAAACAUUAUUGUUUGUAUAAUCGUGCUGUGCUUCUGGGAUCAGUCAUGUCGCAAGCUUCGUCUGGAUUCACUCCGGCUGCUCAAGUCCCACAUGGGUCUAGUAAGGACAAAUAGAUCUCUGAUAGGGGACUUCCAGAAAGUGUCCUCACGCUCAGUUCUGUCUUCACAGGGUUCUUUUAGUAAUGCCUCGUAUAUUCCCAAUGAAGAAGAGAGGCGUGUCUUCAGAGAGUGCAAUUCCGAAAGCUUCUGGUACAGAUCCUUGCCAUUUUCUGCCAUUGCAACUGCAGCCACUCAGGUAAUGGUAUCAAGAGGAAUCUUUACUCCAUCACCCAGAUUCGGCUCUCUUCCCAAGGUUGCAUUUGCUGGCAUGUUUGGAUACAUUACUGGGAAAAUGUCUUACAUGAGGGUCUGUGAAGAAAAGUUUAGAAAACUGGAGAACUCCCCACUGGGAGAGGCACUACGACAGGGACGUCUGCAUCACAUGCCUUCAGAGCUAAACCAGUCAGAUUUUGAGGAUCCAAACCCAUCAGAAUCUCAACAGUCUGUUUCGGAGUCAGCGUUCCAACCUUCGACAGAAGUCAGUUCUAUGCCUGAGAGCGACAGCAGUUACACCAGUGACUAUCCUUACAGCAGCCCCUCCCAAUCAUACGACCCCACUCCUUUCAGUUCUGGAUUUAGUGAUUCUGGUCCUGUUAACAUCAGGGAUGAUAUUUCUCCUCAAGCUCCGCUCUAUCCAGAUGAGGAUGUGCCCAAAAAGAAGCAAGUGUUGUAUGAGGAACUGCGUAGCAAGAAUAGAGAGAACUAUGAGGUCACUCUCACACAGAAAGCUGAAACACUGAUGAGACCACAAACAGUGGCACCAGUACCUAAGAAGGAAGUUAAAAAGAACAAAUAUGGAGAUUCUUGGGAAUAGUAAUCAACUGUUUGAGGAGCUCAAGAUCUGAACGCGGUGACUUCUGUGGAGUUGUCAUGAUUCCUUCUGCCAGAUU